AGCGUUCGCAGCUAUGGCGUCGUUAUUUUGGGGAGGCGACGCCGGGGCGGCGGAGAGCGAGCGGCUGAACAGCCAAUUUUCAAACCUCAUCCACCCCAGAAAGAACCUUCGGGUUAUUAAGAGCGCUGCAAUCCCAAACAUAGACGGUUUAAUUGAUAACGUGGAAGAAGACGACGAUGAUGAUGUAGUGGAUUUGGCAGCUAAUUCCCUCUUAAACAAGUUAAUUCGGCAGUCCUUAGUGGAAUCCAGUCAUAGAGUUGAAGUCUUACAGAAGGAUCCCAGCUCUCCACUCUAUUCAGUGAAAACAUUUGAAGAGUUGCGGCUAAAGGAAGAAUUACUAAAAGGGAUCUAUGCAAUGGGGUUUAACAGACCAUCCAAAAUCCAAGAGAUGGCUCUUCCAAUGAUGCUGGCACAUCCACCCCAGAACCUCAUAGCCCAGAGCCAAUCUGGAACAGGAAAAACAGCUGCCUUUGUCUUGGCAAUGCUAAGCAGAGUUAACACCUUGGAAUUGUUCCCACAGUGCCUCUGCCUGGCCCCUACAUAUGAACUGGCUCUGCAAACUGGUCGCGUGGUCGAACAGAUGGGAAAGUUCUGUGUGGACGUUCAAGUGAUGUAUGCCAUUCGAGGGAAUCGCAUUCCCAGAGGCACGGACAUCACCAAGCAGAUUGUAAUCGGCACUCCUGGAACUGUCCUAGAUUGGUGUUUCAAGCGAAAACUCAUCGAUUUGACUAAGAUCCGCGUGUUUGUACUGGAUGAAGCAGAUGUGAUGAUCGACACGCAGGGAUUCUCAGAUCAGAGCAUUCGUAUCCAGAGAGCAUUGCCCUCAGAAUGCCAGAUGCUCCUCUUCUCAGCAACCUUUGAGGACUCCGUGUGGCAGUUUGCAGAGCGGCUCAUUCCUGACCCUAACGUCAUCAAGUUGCGCAGAGAGGAGCUGACCCUGAACAACAUCCACCAGUACUAUGUGCUGUGCGAGAACAGGACAGACAAAUACCAGGCUCUGUGCAACAUCUACGGCGGCAUCACCAUCGGCCAGGCCAUCAUCUUCUGCCAGACUCGUCGAAAUGCCAAGUGGUUAACCGUGGAGAUGAUGCAGGAUGGACACCAGGUGUCUCUGUUAAGUGGGGAACUGACAGUGGAUCAGCGAGCCUCCAUCAUCCAGAGGUUUCGGGAUGGGAAAGAGAAAGUUCUCAUAACCACCAACGUCUGCGCGCGAGGGAUUGAUGUGAAACAGGUCACGGUCGUUGUGAACUUCGACCUCCCUGUCAACCAAGCGAAAGAGCCAGACUACGAGACCUACCUGCACCGCAUCGGGCGGACGGGGCGCUUUGGGAAGAAAGGCCUUGCCUUCAACAUGAUUGAAGUGGACAAGCUGCCCCUGCUUAGGAAGAUCCAGGACCACUUUAACAGCUGCAUUAAGCAACUUGACCCUGAAGACAUGGACGAAAUUGAAAAGAUUGAAUAUUGAAGAAAGAACUUUAUCAUUUUUGCAAUAUCCUAGUUUAUGUGAGAAUGUCCCAGUGGGUUUUGAAGCUAAUUUUUUAUGUUAGGUUGUUUUCAACCUGAAACUGUCACAUACAGGAAGAUAAAUGUUAUGGUCACCCUAUGCUUAAGACCUAAGAUCUUGAAACCAAAUUGAUGUGAUGCAUGUGAUCCUUUCGAAUAA
Molecule: messenger RNA, 1663 nt
Organism: Choloepus didactylus (southern two-toed sloth)
Lineage: Eukaryota; Metazoa; Chordata; Mammalia; Pilosa; Megalonychidae
Gene: DDX25
Product: DEAD-box helicase 25
Exons: 12
Coding region: 14-1465 (483 amino acids)
Biological process (GO): poly(A)+ mRNA export from nucleus
Cellular component (GO): nucleus; cytoplasmic stress granule
Molecular function (GO): ATP binding; RNA helicase activity; RNA binding
Source: RefSeq, a predicted model, not a curated record